AUGUUUUUAUUUUCCAAAUUUUUGCUACAAAGAAAACCAUUAAUAGCACCCUUAUCGAAAUGUUUAUCAUCAACAGAAGUUUUUGAAUCGAUUCCUGCAAAGAAUCAGGAUGGGUUUCACGAAGCCAUACAAAAUUUUAAAAAAUCCAACAAAGAGCCAAAUCAUUACAUAGAUUUUAUUUACGCCGCAUUAAAUAACAUGGACAAAUUCAAAGUAUCCAGAAAAUUGGAAGCUUACAAAUCUUUGAUUGAAAUAUUGCCAAAAGGUAAAUAUUUGCCUGAAAAUAUAAUUCAAGCCGAAUUCAUGCAUUAUCCGAGACAACAAGAAUGCAUUUUGGAUGUUCUGGAGCAAAUGGAGCUGAAUGGGGUCAUUCCAGAUAAAGAAACAGGGGUUAUAUUGAGGGAGGUAUUCGGACAAUAUGGUUUUCCUUUAAGAAAAUACCAUAGAAUGUUAUAUUGGAUGCCGAAGUUUCAAAAAAUAUCCCCAUGGCCUUUACCUAAUGAACUCCCUGACAACGAGCUAGACUUAGCUAAACUUGCUUUAAACAGAGUAUCGAAUGUAGAUGGGAAGAGUAAGAUAACUGAAUAUAAAGUCGUGGAGAUUGGUAAAGACAAAACAUCUUGGAUAGUAAGCAGUCAGAGUUGCUUGCAAAAAAAGUUGCUUAAUGGGUAUAAUGAAAAUGUUUACAUUACGGGACCGCAUAGAACUCGUUUGAGGGAGAAGGUGGUGGAGUACUUUAUCCUUAAAGGAGUACCCAAUAAGGAUGUAAAAGGACCCAGUUAUCCUUUUAAGGACGACCCGGAAGGAUCAGUGCAUGUUCAAGAAGAUGGGACCAUUUUUGCAACAUGCUCCAUUGGGAAUCCAACAAAAGAAUCAUUGUUAUCAUGGGUGAAGCUGCUUGAACAAGAUGGCAAUCCAAGGUUAGAGACGACCGAAAUACUUUUUGUUGUAUGGAUGAAAAUUUGA
Molecule: messenger RNA, 966 nt
Organism: Brassicogethes aeneus
Lineage: Eukaryota; Metazoa; Arthropoda; Insecta; Coleoptera; Nitidulidae
Source: the annotation of a GenBank genome assembly